Messenger RNA from Acanthoscelides obtectus, 859 nucleotides. The record is from the annotation of a GenBank genome assembly. Lineage: Eukaryota; Metazoa; Arthropoda; Insecta; Coleoptera; Chrysomelidae.
AUGGCUCAUGCAUUGAAUAGAUUAGCCGAAUUAGUACGUGCAGAAUAUCCUUCUGUUAAUUAUUUAAUUAAUAACGGAAAAAAGGUCUUUUUAAAAGCUCCCCUAAGGGUAGAAUUUUACAAAGAAAUGGCUCCUGGCUUGCCCUUACCACCUGAGCCUGUUAUUACAAGAUGGGGUACAUGGCUCAAUGCUGCCUUGUUUUAUGCAGAUAAUUUCGUAAUAAUCAAAGAAAUUUUUCAUUCGCUUGACGCUGAUUCUAUAGCACUUAGAUCUUGUAAGGAAUCGAUACUAGAGUCAAACAUUUUAGAAGACUUAGCCUUUAUUAAAGCUGAUUUUUUCAUGUUAGCAAAAGCAAUAAUGGAGCUGGAAACUACCCAGUUGUCAUUAAACGACUCUUUCAGAAUCUUAGAAAAAGUGAUUGAAGAACUAAGUCUUAUUCCUGGUGAAACUGGAAACAAAAUUAGGGUUAAAUGGGAAAGUGUUUUAUCUUGCAGUCCUGGAUACCAACAAAUAAAAAAUGUUUGUUACAUUUUGAGAGGACAGAACCAAAUUGAUCCGGAUAUUAAAAUGAAGCCUUCAGACAUAGCUUCCUUGAAAUUUGCGCCGAUCACAUCAUGUGAUGUGGAGCGUUCAUUUUCGGCAUUUAAAAAUUUAUUAACAGACAAACGCCAUAAUUUAAGCUUGGAUAGUAUUAACCAGUUAUUAGUUUUAUACUGCAACCCUAUCGUUUAACUUUUUGUGUGGGUUAGUUUGGAUUAGUACUGUACUGUUCAUUACAGAAAAACCUAUUUUGUUUUGUUGACUUUUAGUUUAAUAUUAUUUGAUAUGAUAUUAUAUUAAUUAUUAUAUUAAACAUAAU